AUGGCGCCCAUCCUCACCACCAACCCAUCAUUGACGCUCGUUCCUGAACCUCUAACCCCGGAAAACUUCGCACAAUUCGGCACAGCCAUCUGCUCGCCCAUUCCCCGCGAUCUCAAUGUCGCUCCGCAGCCCUCAAACCUCCCACCUUACAACCCAGCCCCGGUCCUGGCAAACCAAAACUCUGCCUUGAAGUACAGCCCCAUCUCUCCGCUCAUCGACCGCUACGCCAAUGGCCCCAGCGGCACAGCAUCCGAAGCUCGCAUGACCAUGUUCUGCUGCUUCCCGCGCAAACUGCGAACGACUGCCUCGCCCGAGAAGGAAGUCUUCGACGUGCGCAUUCUCGAGCGCCACCCGUUCACAAACCAGACUUUUGUUCCUAUGGAUUUGUCAAGUCAUUCGAAGGUCGGCGAUGGCGAGGAUGAGCCCAUUUUCUUGGUUGUUGUUGCGCCGACGCUGAAGGGUGAGACUGCUACGGCGACGAAUGAGGCCGGCGAGACGAUUACUAUUCGUGAUCCACCAGAUUUGAAGAACGUGAAGGCUUUCAUUGCUCAUGGUGGUCAGGCUGUUACGUACGGUGUUGGUACGUGGCAUGCGCCUAUGGUGGUUUUGGGGAGGAGGAGGGUUGAUUUUGUCGUCGUGCAGCAUGUGAAUGGUGUUGCUGAUGAGGAUUGUCAGGAGGCUGCGUUUGGUGAAGGGGUUGUUGUUGACUUGGGUCGUAAAGGUCAGCAUGGUCGGAGGGAGAAGGGUCCGCAGUUGUGGAGGGCUAAGCUCUGA
Penicillium cinerascens is the source of this 774-nucleotide messenger RNA. RefSeq names its product ureidoglycolate hydrolase. The transcript has a single exon. NCBI's taxonomy places the organism in Eukaryota, Fungi, Ascomycota, Eurotiomycetes, Eurotiales, Aspergillaceae. Gene Ontology annotation, biological process: allantoin catabolic process. Gene Ontology annotation, molecular function: ureidoglycolate lyase activity; ureidoglycolate hydrolase activity. The record is from RefSeq and is a predicted model, not a curated record. Bases 1 to 774 code for a protein of 257 amino acids.